This is a messenger RNA of Cephus cinctus (wheat stem sawfly), 433 nucleotides long. RefSeq lists its product as uncharacterized. Lineage: Eukaryota; Metazoa; Arthropoda; Insecta; Hymenoptera; Cephidae. The record is from RefSeq and is a predicted model, not a curated record. Bases 35 to 412 code for a protein of 125 amino acids. The transcript is spliced from 2 exons.
UGGUGACAGCGGAUACCAACUGCGAUCAUAUAUAAUGACACCGUUGGGUAAUCCAAGAACUCGCUCCGGACAACUAUAUAAUGAAUCGCUGAUUAGAACUCGAAAUACUAUUGAACGAACAUUUGGAGUGUGGAAGAAAAGGUUUCCAGUCUUAGCUCUUGGAUGCAGAUUUCAGAAAACGGAUACAUUACUAGCUAUGAUAGUAGCUACUGCAGUAUUGCACAACAUUGCCAGACGUGCUGGUGAACUUUUGCCACCAGACGAUCCGGCACUUCAACUGUCCGCACCAUGGGAACACAUUUUGAAAGAAGGUAUAAUAAGACACGAAUUAAACAGGCCACAUCGAAAUAGGGUACAAAACCAUGUGCAAAAUGCAUUAAUAAAUGGUUACUUCCAAAGCUUGAUAAGAUAAAAUCGAGUAAGGAUUUGUUAA